Electrophorus electricus (electric eel) is the source of this 810-nucleotide messenger RNA. RefSeq names its product transmembrane protein 98 (gene tmem98). The record is from RefSeq and is a predicted model, not a curated record. Lineage: Eukaryota; Metazoa; Chordata; Actinopteri; Gymnotiformes; Gymnotidae. Gene Ontology annotation, cellular component: endoplasmic reticulum.
GAGCUCUCCGCGCCGUCUCCACCCGCACGCGCCAGCAAGGGCUUUGUUUCGCGGAUCAAACGGAGAUGAGCGAGUACAGAUGAACUCUGAUCUCAGCCCUCCACACCCGCUAAAGCGUCCGAGCUCGCAGUCGUCAUGGAGACGGUGGUGAUGGUGGCCAUCGGGGUGCUGGCUUCCAUCUUCCUGGCCUCGUUGGUAGCGCUGCUUGUGGUGUGUCGCCAUCGCUACUGUCGUCCGCCUGCCAUGCUGCGCCAUCUCGGCUCCAGACCCACGGUGGAUCUGAUAGGAGCUAUGGAGACCCAGAGUGAGCCCUCAGAGAUGGAGCUAGACGACGUGGUCAUUACCAACCCGCACAUAGAGGCCAUCCUGGACAACGAGGAGUGGAUCGAGGACGCCUCAGGGUUAGUCUCUCAUUGUAUCUCCAUCCUGAAGAUUUGUCACACCCUGACAGAGAAACUUGUUGCCAUGACGAUGGGCUCUGGAGCAAAGGUGAAGGCUCCGACCAGCCUUAGUGACAUCAUCACAGUGGCCAAACGCAUAAGCCCGAGGGUGGACGAUGUGGUGCGGUCCAUGUAUCCCCCACUGGACCCCAUCCUGCUUGAUGCCCGGGCCACCGCCUUGCUGCUGUCGGUCAGCCACUUGGUGCUGGUGACCCGGAACGCCUGCCACAUGUCUGGCAGCCUCGACUGGAUUGACCAAUCACUGCACGCAGCCGAGGAUCACAUGGUCGUGCUGAGGGAGGCAGCCCUGGCCUCUGAACCUGAGAGAGGGCUGCCCGAGAGAGAGCAGGCUAUCUGACACACACACACA